UCUAUGAAACUAUGUAAUCUAUGAGCUUGUAAAAUGGCGAAGCACCGAAUAUUUGCGCGGGAAUGAUAAUAAUGUAUCGCACAUGUGUUUCUAACAUAAACUCAAAUUUUUGUUAUGUAAUAUAAAAUUACUUUUGCAUGUAAAGUAUUGCAUGCAAAUAUGAAGAAGGUUCAAUUGUCACGUAAGAAGUCUUCCGUUGUUAAUGAUGUCAAACAAUCUCAAAUAAAGAUAACAUCAUACUUUACAAAAGCUCCAAAACCUGACCUAAGCAACAUAAAUAAGGUUGCAUUAGAUUUAAAAUCUGUAUCGCAAAUCUCCAGCAUUGAUAAGAAAAGAAAGGAGAGGGAUGAUACAUUAGAGGAAAAAUUAUAUACAAACAUUAAAAAGAAAUGCACAGCUGAUAUUUGCAUUGCAGAACCUAUAAGUGUUAAAUCAACUAAAGAUUCAAUAUUAUCAUCUGCAGUCAAAGAUACCACAGAUACAUCUAUCAAUUUCAAAGAGAAUAAAUCAGUAUACCAGGAUGUGUCAACUUAUAAACACAAUAAAAAGGAAACUAGCAGUAAGUUGACAAUAAAAACAGAGCAUAAUGAGACUAUGGUACAAAAUUUCACCAGCUUCAAUGUUUCAGACUGCAAUAAUGCUUAUAUUCUUAAAGAAUUACAAAACCAACAUACUGUUGCUCAAAAAUCUGCUGUACUUCCUGUAAACACAUACAUUUGCAGUAAAACAAAAUCGCCUGAUUCAAAGCAAGUUCAAAGCAAGGACUCUUUCGAAGAAUUUUUUGCUAUCAAAGAAGACGACUUUGAUGAUUUUUUCGAUCAGGAAUAUAUAAACGCGCAAAUCGAUUUCAGCACUCUGCAAAGGUGUAAAAUAAUGGAAGUAAAGGAAGAGCAAAGAGUCAUGAUUUUAACGGUGCAACACAUCGAGUCAGAAGUUAUCGAGACUGUUACUUGUUCAGGGAUAUGGAAGGAUGUGCAGGUGAAAGUCGACGACAUCGUUACGAUACAAGCCGAGAAAAAGUCGCAGCGAUGGAUCAUUGACAACCAUCGUGGUUAUCUCAUUACGCAGCCCGACAAAUUGAUAUCUGGCACCACAAUAACGAGCGGCUUGUUUUGUAGUAGACGAGCGGUGUUAGCGGAGAGAUUUAAGAAGAUAGAAUCGUUGCCGUGUCCCAAUGCCGAUUACUCCGUGAUGACUAUAGGAUCGUUGGUUCACCAAUGGCUGCAAAAGGCAUUGCGGGAGAACGUGCAUGCGUUAUCCGACGUGGUCAAAUUGCUGGACAACAUGCUACAGUUGAGAGACACGAUAGACUAUCUCUACGCUUCGGAAAUGUCGCUGGACGACUGCCGGAAACGUAUGAUGGAGUAUGCACCCAAGAUAUUCCAGUUUAUUCAGCACUACAUCAGGGGCAACAAACAGAGCCGCAUAAAUGACCUGAAGGACAACUUUCAAGGCAGUAUAUGUAACAUACAAGACAUUGAGGAGAACAUUUGCAUACCACAGUUAGGUAUCAAGGGAAGGAUAGACGUGACAGCGGAGGUAAGCAUUAACUCGAGGCGCAAGAUCAUGCCGCUGGAGGUGAAAACCGGAAGAGCCUCGUACUCGUUGGAGCACAAGGCACAAGUUAUCCUUUACUUCAUGAUGAUGGGCUUGAGGGACGAGGAGGUCGACACUGGCCUGUUGUUGUACCUCAAGGAGAACUCCAUGCAAGAAAUCAAGAGCAGCUAUUACGAAAAGAGGGAUCUGCUAAUAUUGCGGAAUACAUUAACGUAUUACUUCACCAAGCAGUCGGAGGAUCCAUCGCUGAGUGCGGACUUUGCGGAGUCAGGUACCUUAAAAGCGAUGGAGCUGCCGGAGCCGAUAAAUCACCCGACUGCAUGUUCUCGAUGUCCUUACCAGGUCGUGUGUUGCGCUUACCUCGCGAAAGAUCCCAACGUGAAUUUGCCACCGUUGCAUCCGCUGACGACGCUCAUUAAAAAGUUGCUGAAUGAGUUCGAAUCCAGUCACUUAGAUUACGUUAUAAGAUGGGUCGGGCUGCUACAGCUGAUGCAAAGCUUCGACGGUGAUAACGGCAGUUUGAGUAAUUUAUGGACGAUGAGUCCCGAGAAGAGAGAGGCGAAGCGCAUCUGCAUUAGCAACUUAAAGGUUGUCGGGAAGGUGGUGGAGCGAGACGAUAGGUAUCAGCACGUAUUCGCUCGCGCUGAUAUCAAGGGUGAAACCACUGAAGACGGCGCGUUCAGCAACGUGUUCGCCGUAAACGAUUACGUUACCGUCAGUACAGACACGCGAAUCAAUAUUACCACCGGGAGCAUACUGCAAAUUUCAAACGACACUAUUUCAGUCUUGUUGGAUAAGGACGUGAUGCGCAGGGAAGACACAGACUGCGCGAUCUUCCACAUCGACAAGUACUCUUUUACGGGAUCCGUGUUCACGUUUGAUUACGCAAAUGUGGUCGGUCUGCUGAGCACCGAGAAGGCCAACGCGCGGCUGCGGCGCAUCGUCAUCGACAGAACGCCGGCAACGUUCGCGAAGAGCCUACCGCGCUCGACUGUGUCGGCCGGCACCGAGAUGAUGCGCGAUCUGAACGAAGAUCAGCAGAGGGCCGUGUUGCGAGCCGUGGCAGCUGAGGAGUACGUCCUGGUGAAGGGCAUGCCUGGCACGGGAAAGACGCAGACACUGGUGGUGCUUGUAGAACUGUUGCUGAAGUUAGACUUCACAGUGCUGAUCACGGCGCAUACGCACAGCGCGGUCGAUAAUGUUCUACUGAAGCUGUUGGACCGGAACAUAGACUUCCUUCGUUUGGGCGCAACCAAACAGGUCCAUCCGUUGUUGACGUGCAAGACGGAGGAAUACGCAACGAAGUGCUGCGACACACCAGAAAAGUUGGAGAUGCUCUAUAACGAUAAACGUGUGGUCGGGGUGACGUGUUACGGUGCCUACCACCCGCUCCUGCGACGACGCUCGUUCGACGUGUGCGUGGUGGACGAGAGCACGCAGGUGACACAGCCUACGGUGCUACGGCCGUUGUACAGCGCACGCCGUUUCGUCCUCGUGGGCGAUCCGAAUCAACUACCGCCUGUCGUCAAGAGUCGCACGGCCGUCAAGCUCGGCGCGGACGAGUCGUUGUUCGUGCGGCUCGACAGCGAGAAUAACACCGUCAAUCUGACAAAACAGUACAGGAUGAACAGGCGAAUCAUGAAGUUGGCCAACGACACCGCGUACCGCGGCAAGCUGAUGCCGAGCAAUAAGCAGGUGGAGAACGCGACUCUGAUCUGCGCACACGCGGAGGUACUCUCGUCCUGCGAAGCUUGGGUAAGAAGAACGCUCUCCAGGCAGCUGGACGACUCGGUAAUGGUGCUCGAUACUGGUAGCACUCGUGAUUUCAACGUGAACGAGUCGUAUGGUAAGAGCGUUACGUCGGAUCAGAUGUAUUCCAACCUUUGGGAAGCUGCGAUAAUCAUUCGCCUGGUGCGAGUGCUCAAGGAAGCGGGCGUGUACGCUAGAAACAUAGGAAUCAUCGCACCGUACAACGCUCAUGUGACUUUACUGAGAAAGCUUGUGAAUGACAAAGAGGUGGAAGUGAAUACCGUGGAUCAAUAUCAGGGACGCGACAAGGACGUCAUAUUGUACACGUGCGCGAGGAGCGUGCUGCAUCAAAAGAAGGAACACGAGAUAUUGGACGAUCAACGACGUUUGACGGUGGCUAUUACUCGCGCGAAGCACAAGCUGAUCAUAAUCGCUGAUGAAGCCACUGUCAUGAAAUAUAUGCCGUUUAAAAAUCUCUUUGAAGUCAUCGACGAUAAGAACGUGAUCCGUCUACGCGACGGUGAAGAGGAGUUUGAUUGGAAGAAUCUUGUUCGCUCUGUACUGUAAAGCUAACAUCAAUUGUGAUUAGUGAUCGAGAGACUAGAUAGCUUAAUGAAGAUUAAUAUUAGGAAAAAAAAGACUAACGGGCGGUGACUAACUGCGAAGCAUGUCAGUAUUCUUCUAAAUUAUUUUUUAUCAUAUUUUCUAAAACACCACCGUACAAUCAUAAAUACUUUUUGUACAGUAAAUAAAUGAUAGAUGUACAGAUAAAUGAUGUAUGAUAGAAUAUAAAUAUAUUUUGUGAAAAAAUAUCUCGACAUUAAAGUACAUCCAUAUUUCUUCGUAUUUGCGCUAGUGACCUAGAAGGCACUCUCAUUAACGUUGAAGUACUUGAAGUAAUUAGGUCACGGUACAAAAUAAACGAAAUACUAACGAAGAAAAAUAAAUCGCUUGAAUAAAAUCUUCGAAGUCAGACGGGGACGCAAAAAAUUCGAAACAUCUGGUAAAAGCAUAAUUUACAAUUUUAAAAACUUGAUCAAGUGUAAUAGUAAUUCAUCUUUAUCAAAAUAUAUCGUAUAUAGCGUCGCGAAAUGAUAUUUACGAAAUGACACAG
Harpegnathos saltator (Jerdon's jumping ant) is the source of this 4420-nucleotide messenger RNA. RefSeq names its product DNA replication helicase/nuclease 2 (gene Dna2). NCBI's taxonomy places the organism in Eukaryota, Metazoa, Arthropoda, Insecta, Hymenoptera, Formicidae. The transcript has 2 exons. Gene Ontology annotation, molecular function: 5'-flap endonuclease activity; single-stranded DNA helicase activity. Gene Ontology annotation, biological process: replication fork reversal. Gene Ontology annotation, cellular component: cytoplasm. The record is from RefSeq and is a predicted model, not a curated record. The coding region runs from base 160 to 3873 and encodes 1237 amino acids.